This is a messenger RNA of Pseudocercospora fijiensis CIRAD86, 2130 nucleotides long. RefSeq lists its product as uncharacterized. The coding region runs from base 1 to 2130 and encodes 709 amino acids. Gene Ontology annotation, molecular function: phosphoribosylamine-glycine ligase activity; phosphoribosylformylglycinamidine cyclo-ligase activity; ATP binding. The transcript is spliced from 2 exons. Lineage: Eukaryota; Fungi; Ascomycota; Dothideomycetes; Mycosphaerellales; Mycosphaerellaceae. Gene Ontology annotation, cellular component: cytosol. The record is from RefSeq and is a predicted model, not a curated record. Gene Ontology annotation, biological process: 'de novo' IMP biosynthetic process; adenine biosynthetic process; L-threonine metabolic process.
AUGACAGUAGGGGUCCCGUGCUCUUCAGCCAACAUCGGUCCUGGCUUCGAUGUGAUCGGUCUUGCUCUCUCCGACUGGCUUGAACUAAACGUCACAGUCAACGAUCCGAAGUCCUCUGGCGCACCGCUCAAUUGCAGAGUUACAUAUGAGGGCCAAGGUGAAGCUGGAGUCGACUUGAAUCCGGAAAGGAACCUCAUCACUCAGACUGCUCUUUACGUGCUCCGAUGUCACGACCUAAGAGCAUUCCCAACAGCAACUCAUGUUCACAUAAAAAAUCCUAUUCCCCUUGGAAGAGGUCUCGGAUCUUCCGGAGCAGCAGUCGUAGGGGGCGUAUCUCUUGCAAACGAAGUUGGACAGCUUGGCUUGUCGAAAGACAGGAUUCUGGAUUUCUGCCUGAUGAUUGAGCGACAUCCGGAUAAUGUGGCUGCGGCACUUUUCGGUGGCUUCGUGGGAAGCUAUUUGAAGGAGCUUGACCCCGAAGAUAUGAAGCGUAAGGAGAUCCCACUAGCUGAAGUGCUUCCUGCUCCACAAGGAGGAGAAGACACAGGCCUCAAGCCUCCGGUGCCACCUUUCAACAUUGGCAAGCACAUUCGUUUCAGCUGGGCAAAGGAAAUCAAGUGCAUCGCCAUCAUUCCCGACUUCGAAGUCAAGACUGCUUUAGCGAGAGGCGCACUUCCGACAGACUAUGCAAAGGCGGACGUCAUUUACAAUCUCCAGCGAGUAGCAUUAUUGACCACAGCACUUGGCCAAAGCCCACCAGAUCCCGAGUUGAUCUACGAUGGCAUGCAGGAUAAGAUACACCAACCAUACCGCAAGAAGCUCAUUCCUGGUCUGACAGAAAUUCUCCAAUCCGUCACGCCUACAUCACAUCCCGGACUGCUCGGCAUCUGCCUUUCAGGCGCAGGACCAACAAUUCUGGCCCUAGCCACAGAAAACUUCGACAAGAUCGCGGAGCACCUAAUCGAGGAAUUCAAAAAGAAAGACAUCAAAUGCGAAUACCGACUCCUCGAACCAGCCUACGACGGUCUCACCGUCUCGCACUCCACAUCCUCUCCAUCCCGAUCAAACGACGGCAUGACCUACGCCGACGCCGGAGUCUCAAUCGACGCAGGCAACCAAUUCGUCUCCAAAAUCAAAUCCGCAGUAAAAUCCACCCGCCGUCCCGGCGCAGACGCAGAAAUCGGCGGUUUCGGCGGCGCUCUCGACCUCAAAGCCGCCGGCUACGACGAAUCCCCAAUCCUCAUCCAAGCCAUCGACGGCGUCGGCACAAAACUCAAAAUCGCCUUCGCCAUGCAAGAAUUCUGGCAAGUGGGUAUCGACCUCGUGGCCAUGAACGUCAACGAUCUCGUCGUGCAAGGUGCCGAACCUUUGACUUUUAUGGAUUAUUAUGCCUGUUCGAAACUCGAGCCUGAUGAUGCGUUGAAAUUUGUGGAGGGGGUUGCGAUGGGGUGUGUGCAAGCUGGUGCGGCGCUUGUUGGUGGUGAGACGGCGGAGAUGCCGGGGAUGUAUCAGGGCAAAGACUUUGAUGCGGGAGGUGCUGCUACGGGUGCGAUUCGGAGGGGACAGAAGGUUUUGCCUGAUAAGGAGGGUAUGGGUGAAGGGGACGUCUUACUUGGUUUGGGGAGUAGUGGUGUGCAUUCGAAUGGUUUUUCUUUGGCGAGGAAAAUUCUGGAGAAGAAGGGACUGGAUUUCCAUGACCAAGCGCCGUGGGCUGAGGAUAAAACCGUGGGAGCGAGUUUGCUGGAACCUACGAGGAUCUACGUCAAGCCUCUUCUUGCGGCUGUGAAGAAAGGCCUACUUCUGGGAAUGGCGCAUAUCACGGGUGGAGGUCUGGAAGACAAUAUUCCACGAAUGCUGCCUAAGCAUUUGGCUGCCGAGAUUGAUGCUUCUGCGUGGCCUGUGCCGGAUGUGUUGAUGUGGUUGAAGAAGGCUGGGGGCGUGAGCAGCAAGGAGUUCGCACGAACGUGGAAUACUGGGCUUGGGAUGGUGAUUGCUGUGAAGGAGUCACAGGUUGCUGCUGCGACGGAGGCUUUGAUCGGUGAGGGCGAGAAGGUUUACAGGGUGGGAAAGUUGGUGUCGAUGCAGGGUGAGGGUGUUGUGCUCAAGAAUUUUGAGCAUUGGGACAGGUAG